CAGGGUAGAUAAUUCACUUUGACAAUUCAGAAGGUAGAUACUUGAGACGAAUUGGAUCAUAAAACCAGGCAAAAUGGCAGAAGGUGUAGUAAUGGACGCGGUGGUUCAGGUUCUUGUUAGAGAUGUGACUGAUGCUGUCUAUGUUCAUGGUCAGUAUGUUUUUGGAUUUCAAACUCAGUUUGAGGAUAUGAAACGUGAACUUUCUCUCAUGCGGGCAUUCCUCACUGACACGGAGAAGAUCAAAGGGAAAUAUAAAACUCUUAAGCCAAUAUUGGAUGAUCUGAGAAAAUUAGUAUAUGACGCUGAUGACUUGGUGAUGGAUUGCAUAAUUCGAGCGAAGUACUGGAAGAGCAAAGGUACCUCCUCUUCCUACCAUCUAUCUCCUCGCGAACUGUUAUUCCGCUAUCAAACAGGAAGGAAGUUGACCUGCGUUAACAAGCGAAUUGUGCGACUGAAAGGGGAUUUGAAUUCCUAUCUUACACCAGUUAGUCGCACCAGUGAAGGGAGUAGCAGCAAAAGACGGUUUAAUUUACCGGUUUUCAACCAAUCUGAUGUAGUUGGGUUAACAGAAGAUGUUGAAACUAUCAAAGGGUGGAUUUUCCUUGAUCACAAGGAGGAAUUACAUCGCAUUGGUAUUGUGGGGAUGGCGGGCUUGGGCAAAACUACCAUUGCCCAAAAGAUCUUCGAGGAUAAAGACGUAAUUGCUCGAUUUAAGGAGAGAAUUUGGGUGACUGUAUCUCAAAAUGUCGACGAGAAUGAAAUCGUGACAAAUAUCUUGGAUGAUUUAAAGGUAAAUGAUAGAUCCGGUAACUUGCUGCUCAAAAUAUCCGAAGUGCUUACCAAGAAAGCUUACCUAAUUGUCAUGGAUGAUGUAUGGAAAACUGGCACCUGGUGGGAAAAGAUCUCAAGUGGACUUCCAGAGACAAAGGAGCAAAGCAGUUGCAUCAUAAUUACAUCAAGAAAUGAGGAUGUCUUGAAAGGAAUGGGAGUUGUGGAAGAAAGAAUUCAUCGGCCCAAGCUUCUAAAUGAAGAAGAGGGUUGGUCAUUGUUCUGUAAAGUUGCCAAAGUGAAUUCCGCGUUAGAAGAAACAGGGAAGAACAUUGUGAAAAAGUGUGGCGGCCUUCCGCUAGCAAUCAAGACAAUUGGAGGUUUGCUAAAAUCAAAAAAUCAGAUUUUAAAGGAGUGGGAGCGGAUUUAUCUAAAUUUUCAUGCAAAACUAGAAGAAAAAAGCAAUAGUUCUUUAGCAGAAAGCAAUAGAUCAUCGGUUAUGGCUUCUUUGCAGCUAAGCUAUGAUGAGCUUCCUACUGAUCUAAAGCAUUGUAUCCUUUGCUUCUCAAUAUAUGCGGAAGACUACGAAAUUAGUGCUGAGCAAUUGGUUCGCUGGUGGGUGGGGGAAGGUUUUGUCCGAGACGAAGGCACGGAAACUGCAAGAGAUGUAGCGUAUGAAAACCUGUCCGAAUUGAUCAGCAGAUGCUUGGUUGAAGUUGUUCAACGAAGGAAUUAUGAUGGAAAAGUCUAUAAUUGCAAAAUGCAUGAUCUGGUUCGGGAUUUGACAAUUAAAAUUGCCAGGGAAGAGGAUUUCAGCAGCUUUGACAAAGGAAAUAGGCAGGUACCUACUGUAAAUACUCGCCGGUUAAGAGUCACAGGUGAAAUGGAUCUCCAUGCCCUAGAUGGAAACUCAAAGUUAAGGGCAUUAUUAUGUAUGCCCAAUUGUUCGAUUCGCCUAAAUAGGAGCCGUGGGUUGGCCAAAGUCAGGUCUCUCCGGGUUUUGGACUUCUCGCACAUUAAGCUGGACAAAAUUUCUUUAGGGGAUCUAUGGCGUUGGAUCACUUCCCAGAAACGCCUAGCUUACUUAAACCUUCGCAAUGCAGCAAAAUUGGUUGAACUGCCAGACUCAAUUGGAAAGUUAUGGGCCCUCCAGAUUUUGAUCCUUGGUGAAUGCAAGAACCUAAAAAAGGUAUCUGUAUUAAUAGCUACUCUUUCAGAACUAACGGUUUUGGAUGUUGGGAAUUGUCCAUUGCUCCAGUGCCUGCCCCAGGGACUUUCUAGACUUUCCAAUCUUCAAGAGCUGUAUGGAUUCAAAAUAGCCAGUUCAACAGAUACAAAAGGCUGUCACCUUGGUGAGCUUAAGGAUCUACCCAACCUUCGGGUGUUGCAGGUAGACAUAAAGGAAGAAAGCAUAAUCAAGGUUGAGGAAGUGACAGUGUUAGCACAACUUAAUCACCUAAGGGUGUUGUCAAUCAAUGCUGGGGACUCUGAGGACAAGGACAUCCUAAGAAAGCUUGAUAUGCUUUGCCUUCCAACCUGUCUUGAAGAGCUGUAUUUGCGGCAUUACUUUGGAGAAAGUACACCACAAUGGAUGAACCCCACUUCACUCCCUCAACUUCAAUAUCUUUGUAUUGAAGACUCCAAGGUUCUCAGCAACAUAAACAAUGACUUCUGGGGCAAGGAAGACAAGACUUGGAAAAUAGUAGGGUUGUGCUUGAAGUUUUUGCCAAAACUGGAGGUGGAGUGGUCACUGGUGCAGAGGGGGAUUCCUUCACUGAGGUUCGUGGAGGUGAGUCACUGUAACUCGUUGAAGUCAUUCCCUUGCAAUGUCGAGGGUCUAGGAAUUUGGAGGAGAGUGGAGAAAGAUAAAGUGGAAGAGGAAAAGGAAGAGAUCAAAGAGGAAGAGAAAAAGGAAGAGACCAAGGAGGAAGAUAAAAAGGAAGAGAUCAAGGAGGAAGAGAAAAAGGAAGAGAUCAAAGAGGAAGAAAUCAAAGUGGAAGACAACUGCUGAGAAGAUACCUGUCGCAAGGAAGAAUGCCACAGAGCACGGCAGGAGUGAGAAACUACCAUUUCCCUUCCUUAUAGUACUUUUAUAGUCACACGAGUGUAUAUCUUGAAUUGCUUUGAGAACUCUCCAGUUCGAUGUAUUUGUUAUUGCAUGCAUAUUGGUUACUGUCUAUAUUUCUAUGUAUUGCUAAGCUCUGUAUGUUAUGGUUUAUGAACAGUUUGAUGCUUUGAAGUGUUAAAUGCAAGCUUGAUAAUGUAAUGG
Ilex paraguariensis (yerba mate) is the source of this 3037-nucleotide messenger RNA. NCBI's taxonomy places the organism in Eukaryota, Viridiplantae, Streptophyta, Magnoliopsida, Aquifoliales, Aquifoliaceae. The record is from the annotation of a GenBank genome assembly.